UAAAAUCCAAUAUGCAAAUAUCUGAUAAAACAAUCAAAAAAGUGGCAGGAUGACAACGGGUAUUUAGGUUUCCUUUUUUUUUUCUUUCUUUUUUGUUCAAAGAAAGCACAAUGAAUCCCUCCACUAGCAGUCUGGACUUAGGUUUAAUGAGUCCAAGGUUUCUGCAUCCAUAAUGCAUUUUAAAACAAAAGCACUCAUCUGGAAUCAAAUUUGCUUCAGAUCUUAAGUAGUGUGUGGCAAAGUGCAAAACAGUUCCAGAAACUGGAACCAUCUGAUUUGUAAUUGAAGUCCCUACAAAACAAUGAUCUAAUUAUUAUGUUGAGACUAAGACUCGCUACUACCCACAAAUCAGCAUGUCGGUUCACGUAUUCAGGUGGGAGAGAUAUACUAUCUUUAUAUCUUUAUUAUUAUUAUUUUUGUUGAUAUUUAGCCUCCAGAAUCCAGGUGACCUCAAAGUAAUGAUCAUGUUGAAACAAACCAAAUGGACAGCAGGGUAAUGCUCUGGUAUUGGAUUGCACAAGCAAUUCCAAUAACUGUUUAUUUGUGGCUACAAAAAGCCUGUAUUAGAUUAUAAUACCUACUAAAAAUGACCAAAUGCUUUCUAGAGGCGUAUGAGAUCAGGUUUCCUGCUUAUUUCUGUCAUUACAGCUGGAGCACCACACCUGAAACCUCGAACCCCGAAGCCUUUCAUUUGCAGCAGUAACUUGGGCGGGUCUCGGGGAAGCAGCCAAGCCUGGUGGCUCACAGUGAGUUUGUGUGAUUAGUGGGUAGCGUGUGGGGGCUCUCAUGGCAUCGGCAGACCACCAGUGCGAGCGACACCCCUCAGGUGCCCACUCACACAUCCACCCGCAAUGUCCUGUACACAGCCCUUCAACAGAGGAAGUGAAGAACAGCGGCCUACGCAAGGGCUUGAGCAGACACCGAGACUAUGUGAAGAUCUCUGUACUUGAUGGCAAGGGCAAGCCUCCACCCAUGGAGUGGUGGAAGACGGUGAUUGCGUUCUUGUACGCAGCGUUCAACCUGGUGCUGACCACGGUGAUGAUCACAGUGGUGCACGAGAGAGUCCCAGCGAAAGAGAGCAGCCCACCACUGCCGGAUAAGUUCUUCGACUAUGUGGACCGUGUGAAGUGGGCCUUCACGGUGACCGAGGUGAAUGGGAUGCUACUGGUGGGGAUUUGGUCUAUACAAUGGCUCUUCCAUAGAUACCGAGCCAUCUUGGGCAGGAGGUUCUUCUUCCUAAUGGGCACUUUGUACCUGUAUCGCUGCGUCACCAUGUACAUUACCACGCUGCCCGUGCCUGGCAUGCACAUGUCCUGUGCCCCAAAGCUUUAUGGAGACUCACAAGCAAAACUACAGCGAGUUCUGCAGCUGAUCUAUGGAGCUGGCCUGUCCAUCACCGGUUCCCACAUCAUGUGCGGUGACUUCCUGUACAGUGGCCACACGGUCAUGCUCACCCUCACCUACCUGUUCAUCAAGGAGUACUCCCCCCGGUCGUUCUGGUGGUAUCACCUGCUUUGCUGGCUCCUGGCCGCAGUUGGCGCAGUGUGUAUCCUCGUGGCUCACGAGCACUACAGCGUGGACGUAGUGGUGGCGUACUUCAUCACCUCCCGUCUCUUCUACUGGUAUCACACCAUGGUCAAUGUGCAGGCUCUAAAGUGUUCGCCCAACAACUACCUCACCCACACGUGGUGGAACCCCAUCUUCAACUUCCUGGAGCGUAACGUGCAGUCACAAGUGCCUUGUUCGUUCUGCUGGCCGCUGACCUGGCCUCCAUCCUGCCUGAAGAACCCAUGUAAAAAUUACUCCAUGGUGCAGAGUGUUCGCGAGGAGUGACCGUCAAAUCUUCACCUCCACACUGUUACUUUUCUUUACAAUUACUAUACAAUAUUGGUAUACGUUUAUUUAUGAACACCUGAAAUCUUGCAUAUCAGUAAUACCAAAGACUGAAGGGGUUGUGAGAAAUCAACGGCUCAGGUUUAAUAAUUAUUAAAAAGACACACAAAAAAAAAACCCAACACAACAACAUUAAACCUUUUUUUUUGGGAAACCAUGCACAAUUCAAUAACUUUACCUGUUACCGAUUUUAUUUUUUCCCCAAGUAAAUUAGUAUGCAAACAAAUUAUAAGAAUAAUAUUCUAUGAGUAAUAUUUGUUAACAAA
Ictalurus furcatus (blue catfish) is the source of this 2159-nucleotide messenger RNA. RefSeq names its product sphingomyelin synthase 2a (gene sgms2a). The coding region runs from base 787 to 1833 and encodes 348 amino acids. The transcript is spliced from 5 exons. The record is from RefSeq and is a predicted model, not a curated record. Gene Ontology annotation, biological process: sphingomyelin biosynthetic process; ceramide biosynthetic process. Gene Ontology annotation, molecular function: ceramide cholinephosphotransferase activity; sphingomyelin synthase activity. Lineage: Eukaryota; Metazoa; Chordata; Actinopteri; Siluriformes; Ictaluridae. Gene Ontology annotation, cellular component: endoplasmic reticulum membrane; Golgi membrane.